Messenger RNA from Symbiodinium necroappetens, 1080 nucleotides. NCBI's taxonomy places the organism in Eukaryota, Dinophyceae, Suessiales, Symbiodiniaceae. The record is from the annotation of a GenBank genome assembly.
AUGUGCGGCAUGGCGAUUCUUAGCGAACCACAUCGACUCGCACCCCCAAGGGAAUCGCGGGCAACAGAGGCUACGAUGCUUGCUGCCCAAGGGUCCCAAGGCUCAGGGUCAGCAGGGUCAGGUUCCUGGGCAGAUUGGUGGAAUUCAUUGAAGGAGGUCGCCUCCGACAAGAUUGAUGAAGCCGAAAAGUCGCAAAAAGCAAAGAUGGCUGAGGACUGGCUUGACAAGAAGGCAGAGCAGGUUGAGAAGACGAAUUGGAGCCAGGUUUCAAAGAAUGUGUCGCAAAAAGCAAAGAUUGCUGAGGACUGGCUUGACAAGAAGGCAGCGCAGGUUGAGAAGACGAAUUGGAGCCAGGUUUCGAAGAAUGUGUCGCAAAAAGCAAGACUUGCUGAGGAUUGGCUUGACAAGAAGGCAGAGCAGGUUGAGAAGACGAAUUGGAGCCAGGUUUCGAAGAAUGUGUCGCAAAAAGCAAAAAUUGCUGAGGACUGGCUUGAUAAAAAGGCAGAGCAGGUUGAGAAGACGAAUUGGAGCCAGGUUUCAAAGAACGUGUCGCAAAAAGCAAAAAUUGCUGAGGACUGGCUUGACAAGAAGGCAAUGCAGGUUCAGAAGACGAAUUGGAGCCAGGUUCAAGGCACCAUGUCCAAUGACACCCAGCGCCUCUCACACCAUUUCGAAGCACUGACAAUCGAUGAGACAGAACGCUUGCGCGCUAACAUUAGCACUUACAAAGCCCGGGCACGACAUCCGCGAGACGGGGAUAUAGAAAUUGACUGGAGCUGUGCCGACAAGGUCUUGGUUGGCGCCGGACUUAUAGCCGGGGCGACGCAGAUCACAGUAUUCAAUCUUGUUCCCGCUUUUUUCCGGAUCUUGGGAUUUGCAGCUGAGGGAGUCACGGCUGACUCCCUCGCAGCAAAAUGGCAAAGCUCUAUUGGAAACGUCGAGAAAAGCAGCCUCUUUGCCAUCCUGCAGUCCAUAGCCAUGGCCGGGAUAUCCUCCGAGAGCUAUGUCUUGGUGGUUGCUGCUACCGAGGGCACCGGCAUUACCUCUGCCGUUCCCAUCUUAGCCUCUGGGACGAGCUAG